CUCUUUUUCGACCGGUUCCUGUCCUUCUGGGUUUCAACCACCUCCAGAGAGUGCACACAAAUUCUCACGCACGCUUGUACAUUCACCUUAGGGCAGUAGCCCCGGUGGUAAUGAAUGAUAGGGGGUGGGUUAAAGAGAGGGUUUAACUGCCUCUUACUCUCCCUGCUCCCUGCUCAGACCUCACCUUAGCAACCCCCCUGGAGCCUGCAUUUUUAACCACCAUGAAGAUCGUGAUCCUAAUCCUCGCGUCAAUGCUCUUUGCAGGAUCCCAUCCUUUUGUUAUCAGAGAAGCUCCGGAGCCAGAUUCCAAGCUGGACGUAGUACUUGACGGAUGGCAGCUAUACCGGCGAGAUGUCCAGCAUUUGACAGACAAAAUACUGUUCGUGGUCUCAAGAUCGAACACUAGCGUCGCUUUUUUAGAUACGACAUUCAGAAUCACCCGCUACUUGAAUACCCUUCACGAGGAGAUACCCCCAGAGAUCAAAGAAUUACUUGAUGUGAUGGUUGGAGUACCAUUAAGUAUUAUGGACAAAGCAGUGACAGCUUUCUAUGACCUCAGGCGCAAGCAAGACAUGGCCGAGCCACUGAAAUCUGUCGUGUCAUAUUAUUCUGAUCCAAUCCUAGAGAGAGUGGGUCCAUGGUUAGAGUCCCUCCAACGUACCCUCAGGGCCCGGAUUCAAGAACUAGAACACAGGUUGGACAAGAUGAAGCCACAGUUCGAAACCCUGGAUACUCAGCUGUCCUUUUACCUCCAGAAGCUGGAAGACACUCAUGCGUCCCUCGAACCGGUCGCCAACGAAGUGCGGACACGCUUCAGGCAAAUGGUGGAGGCUCUCCACAAGAACCUGAAGCCUUACAUGAUGCCCAUUCUGGAGGAGAGCCGAAAAUAUGCAAGGGAGUUUAAGGAGUGGGUUCGCACCCCUGUAUUUCCCCCAAAUCCAUGAUUCCCCCCCCAAAAAAAAGUAACCAAGGAAUGGUGCAUCAUUGAUCUCUAUAGAAAAUCUGUGUGAAAAGUUCAUUAACAUAAUCUAGAUGGUGGGGAUUUGUAACCCUUCCUCCAGUGGAUGUAAUAAAAACCUCUCUUUUA
This is a messenger RNA of Pogona vitticeps (central bearded dragon), 1087 nucleotides long. RefSeq lists its product as uncharacterized. NCBI's taxonomy places the organism in Eukaryota, Metazoa, Chordata, Lepidosauria, Squamata, Agamidae. The record is from RefSeq and is a predicted model, not a curated record.